Molecule: messenger RNA, 1027 nt
Organism: Gaeumannomyces tritici R3-111a-1
Lineage: Eukaryota; Fungi; Ascomycota; Sordariomycetes; Magnaporthales; Magnaporthaceae
Product: MAS3 protein
Exons: 2
Coding region: 1-633 (210 amino acids)
Source: RefSeq, a predicted model, not a curated record
AUGAGGUACUCCAGCGCAGCCCUCGCCGCGGCCUUCGCCGCCACCAACGUGCUCGGCCACGGCGUGGUGACCGAGCUCUUCGGCCUUGGUGGAGGCGGGGGCGCUGGCGCCGGCAAGGCCUCGGCGGGAGUCGCCACGCCCAAGGGCACCAAUGAGACGGCCGUCCUGGCUACAACGGGCAUGGGCGCCGCGCAGGGCCUGCCCACCUCGUCCGACGACGGCUCCAUCAAGGUGGUGUUCCACCAGGUCAACCAGGACGGCGCCGGCCCGCUGACGGCCGACAUCGACGCCACGUCGGGCGGCACCGAGGCCUCGGCCUUCCAAAAGGCCGAGAUCAGCCAGAACGUCCCGGGGCUCGGCAUCGCCGGCCUCUCGGGGGCCCAGACCAUGGACUUCCCCGUCGAGGUCAAGAUGCCGGCCGGCAUGACGUGCCAGGGCCAGGUGGCCGGCGCCUCAAACGUCUGCAUCGCCCGCCUCCGCAACGCCGCCGUCACGGGCCCCUUUGGCGGCUCCGUCGCCUUCACCCAGUCGCCCGCCGCCAAGAAGCGCGCCAUCGAGUACAACCUGUGUAAGCGCAUGCUGUCGCGCCGCUUCGCCGCCGCCGCCGCCCAGGAAGACGAGGAUGACGAGUAGAGCCUAUGUCAUUGCACCUUCCCUAUUCCAUGAAGAGCCCAAGGGCAGGCCCCUGGAGGGACGAGGGGGCCGCAUCCCAGCGUUUCUUUGCUCACUGCGUAAAAUUGUAAUGUUUGGUGUCUCAUUUCCUUCUUUCCUUUCUCCUGUCCAUACUAUUUUAAACGCAUACCCUAAACAACCCACACCCACACUCCCUCACAAGCAUGUUGUUUCUUUUCUUGUCAACUCAACUGCCCCGGGGGCGGCAGCGCCUUCUAGCAGGACCGGACCCAAAGGGACAGCCAUUGUACAUAGCUUGGGAGUAGUUGAAAUGAAUGAUAAUGUAACUUUCGUUAAAAACCGAUCUUUGCAGCUCUCUGGAGACCUCAUAGAGGAGCAAAUCGUGUCCGCAUGG